GCCGACGAUGGCUUGAACCGCUUCCUGCAGACUCUGACUUUUUUGCAGGACUGCCUCAGGCCGGACAUCGCCAAAGAGGGAGAUGUGGGUGCGAGGGCCUGCGACCACGUCCGAUUCGUCAUGAAUACUCUAGGCCUUGCAAACUGGCUGCCACCAGCAAUCACGACCAGAGACAACGAGAUUCUGCAUUGUGCCUGGGAGCAUCCGAAGACUGGCUUGCUUGCUAACAGUGAGGAAUGUGACGUGGCCGCCAGUGGCAACUGUGAAGUUUGUGGUCUUACCCUGUGCCCGCUUCAUGCAGAGCUUCAUCCUCCUGAUGCUGGCAAGGCCCGCCGCCUCAGCGUUUGCUUUGACUCCGAGUGUCGCAGCUACGCCUCUGCCAGAGCUGCGGCGUGCACUGCAGUGCGGACAGCACGGGCCGGCUUUUACUCUGCCUGCCUUGCAGCUGCGACUCCUCGGCUUGGCAUCUCUGGCCCUCCUGCUACGCUGGAGGAAGCCGUGGACUGUGCUGUCUGUGGCCUGGUUUUCACAAAGUUGCCGGGGUCCUUGCGGCACCACUGCCGUGGGUGUGGCAGGUCGUUAUGCGCCGUUUGCCUUUGUGGCGUUGCCGGCUGUCUGGUCAACGUGGCCCGCUGCCCGCACAAAGCCAGGCUGUACGACAAGGACGAGCGGAUCUGUAAGGACUGUCUACCCCUGGCUGCGGCAAGGGUGCAAGCGAAAGCCGUGACGAUGGGAAUCGUCGACACUGCCUGCCAGUUUGCAGAACACUGCCUUCGAGUCUCCGCCUUUCUGGAAGAUCCGGAGGCCGUACCUCUCUACGAGGCCAACAACGUUGACACCGUUCAGGAGAAGCUGUGGAGGGCCGGCGGCUUCGCCGUGGAAGGGGCGCGUCGGGCCGCGCCCUUGCUGUCGCUGCCCUGGGCCCUGGGGGUGCGCGCGGUGGAUGUGGUCUGGAACUACGGCCAAUACGGCUUGUUGGGCUUCCUGUUGCGCGAAGAGAUCAUGCAGGGGAUCAAGACCCUGCUGAGCCUCAGCUCUGCCCUGCAAGACAUUCCUCCGAAGGACCUGGUCGUAGGGAUCCUCUACUUGAGCGCGGAGCAGAGAAAAGCUCUACGAGAUGCUCCGGAGGAGAAUCGGCGACUGGCCAGUCAAGUGGGGCAGCCGGUGCCGCCUGACUUGCUGCAAGCGCUCAUCAGCAUGGCAUUGAUAGGAACCUAUGCACCUUACCACGAGACUCCUUUUGAGGUGCAGCGUUUUGCCUUGCAACAGAACUGGCGCCUGGUGACGGAACGGCUUUGUGAAAGCUGGAAGCACAAGCCGGCUUGGGCUCUCUUCAUAAGCUGCGAGCAUCGAACCGCUGCCCUCUCCAUUCGUGGCACCGACGUGGAGCAGUCGCGGGGAGGCGACCUCUUCACCGACUUCGACGCUGUGCCGGCGAAGUACGCGACCUCCGACGGCUGUGCUACGCUCGUUGCCCACAGCGGCAUCCUGGCAGCGGCGCUGGCGCUGGAAUCCGAGCUCCGCCCCACCUUGCGCAAGUUGGCCACCUCGGGCUACCGCCUGAUUCUGACUGGACACAGUUUGGGCGGCGCCGUCGCGGCCCUUCUCACCUGGCUGCUGCGGCACGGAACAGGCGGAGAGCGACUGCCGCUGGGGUUUGAGGGCCAAGCGUUUGGCAUUGGCUACUCGACGCCGUCAGUCGUGGACAGGAAGACUGCAGAGGAGAUGAAGCCUUUCUUCACUUCGGUGGUUAACUCGAUGGACGUCGUACCCCGCCUGAGUAAGGGGACGCUGAUGCAGCUCAGCUCAGAGAUUCGAGCUUGUGCUGAAGAGAGUGGAGCCGCCCUGGAUGAAGAUGUCCAGCACUACGUGGAGCGACUGACGACAGUUUGGGCUCCCCGCUUCCGGGACGGCACUCCGGUGCGGGACCCGAACCCGAAGCCUCGGGAAAGAGGCCAUUCGGGCUCACAGGUGUGCGCGGAGCGCGACCAAGAAGUAUGGAACCCUGAGACCUCAGAGAAUGUGGAUUCAAUGCCGGAUCUUUAUGUUCCUGGCAACGUCGUUUGGAUCCACCGUGUGUGUGGACAUCUCGAAGCGGCGCUGGUUCCAUGUGGUAUCAGACCGCUUCGGAGACUUGUUCUUGACAAGCGCAUGUUUGCGGACCAUGCAUCUCAGUCUCUUUACCAGGCACUGCUGGCGACACAAUCCAGACAGCCUUCAUGCUCUGAUGUCACGUGGCAGAGAUUUUCAGAUGCCGGGGAGAGGUGUCCCUGCUGCGGAAGCCGCUACGAAUGGAUGAGCACAGCUCGUAGCGGCAAAAUGCGAUGUCAUGCGAUGACGAACUGCCGAAAGUGCGGUUUGGUUGUGUGCCUUGGGUGUGCGAACACACGACGCUCCAUCCCGGAGUUGUGCCUGGAGUCAGCCCGAGUGUGUGACCGAUGUGCCUGGCGCUGUGACGACAGGUCGUUGCAAGCGUUGCCUGCCAUCUUCCAUUCUCUGGCAGCGCAAAACUCGCAGUCCUAG
Messenger RNA from Symbiodinium necroappetens, 2523 nucleotides. NCBI's taxonomy places the organism in Eukaryota, Dinophyceae, Suessiales, Symbiodiniaceae. The record is from the annotation of a GenBank genome assembly.